Messenger RNA from Candidula unifasciata, 1249 nucleotides. The record is from the annotation of a GenBank genome assembly. Lineage: Eukaryota; Metazoa; Mollusca; Gastropoda; Stylommatophora; Geomitridae.
CUCACACUUCAAACUGUUACAUUUUUGUUCCCCUCCAGGUCAGGCAGUAGUUGUCAAUGCAGACCUCAGUCUCCGUUCUAUGGGCCCAAUCUCGGAGCUGGACAUGAUCUACACUCUAGACUGCUACUUCCGUCAACGGUGGAUAGAUCAAAGGUUGUCCAUGAACAUCUCCAUCGAAAAUCUAACCCUAGGGAUAAAAAUCCUAGAGCGGAUAUGGCACCCAGACACCGUGUUCUACAACGGACAGAAAAGCUACUUGCAUGCUAUAACGUCAUAUAACAGAUUUCUUCGUAUUGGCGCCAACGGAACAGUCCUGUUCUCUCAGAGACUAACGAUACAGGCCAACUGUAGGAUGAACCUGGAGUACUUUCCCAUGGAUGUUCAGAAUUGCCCAUUACUGUUCGGAAGUUUUGCCUACUCCGUUGACGACGUCAUCUACAAAUGGAGCUAUGGCCAAAGUGAGUCAAUUGAGCUGGCACCAGAUCUUCGCUUGUCGCAGUUCGAUCUCGUUGGGUAUCCAGCAACCAACUACACUGGUCGACUAAUGACAGCCAGUUCUACGCGUCUUGUGUUUGCAGCCUUACACUCGGUUCUGUGUGUGACGUUCAAGCUGAGCCGACACACAGGGUACUUCCUCAUCAACCUCUACCUGCCAUGUUGCCUGCUGGUGGUCCUUUCCUGGGUCUCCUUCUGGAUCAACAGAGAGGCCACCGCUGAUAGGAUAGCACUGGGGUCUACCACUGUCCUCACGAUGACCAUUAUUGGGAUAGAGAACAAGAGUCAACUACCCAAAGUCUCCUACGUGACAGCCAUGGAUGUGUACGUAGCCCUGUGCUAUGUAUUUGUCAUAGCAACCACGCUAGAGUUUGCUGUGGUCCAUUAUUUUACUAAGUAUGGUACGGGCGAGCCUCUGCUGCUAUCCAGUGAUGAUGAAAGCUCUUCAGAUGAGAUUUCGGACGAAAACACCAGCCUUGAGUCUUUGGCGGUGGGGAACGGCAAGUUCAAGGUUCAAAAAUACCCUUGGCCACCAAAUGAAGCGAAUGUCAAGGUUGGGGUCAUGGCCAAAUUAUGUCACUGUCUCACAAGAACAAAAAGCAGAAGAGGAUUUCGUAAAGGGAAACUAACCGCCUUCAGCAAUAGCGUCAGUCAAGUUGACAGAGCAUCUAGAGUUCUCUUUCCCUUAACUUUCACAAUUCUAAAUGUGGUUUAUUGCGUUGCUUACUAUUUAUGGGCCUUUUCGGAGCAGUAG